Trichoderma harzianum CBS 226.95 is the source of this 1560-nucleotide messenger RNA. RefSeq lists its product as hypothetical. The coding region runs from base 1 to 1560 and encodes 519 amino acids. The transcript is spliced from 2 exons. The record is from RefSeq and is a predicted model, not a curated record. Lineage: Eukaryota; Fungi; Ascomycota; Sordariomycetes; Hypocreales; Hypocreaceae.
AUGGAGUUUUCUACCAUUUUCACCCUCGUUCCGUAUCCCAAGUCCCCCUCCCUUGGCGAUCCCGCUAUCUUCCUGCCCAUCUGGGCUUCCCUCCUCAUUGUGUGCUUGUUUACGAAACUGGUCACCGCCUUGUGGCCAUCGGUUCUCAUCUACCUCUCCUUUGUUGUAGCAUUUGCCCCGGACAAGAACUUUGUUGUCGCCGCCAUGUCCUGGCUUUCACUGCUUUGGCUUUGGAAGCCCUGGGCCGCCGCGACAGCUGACCUACGUCGCGAAGUCGAUCUCGCGAUUGACUUUGCAUUUCUCGCGUGGUUCCUGAUGGCCUUCCCUUUCAUUGUCUUGACAAUGUGGGUCGGACUGAUGGGGGUUCUUCGUCUUGCCGCCAACGCCAUAAUCCGCCGAAUCCAUGAUGCCAUGGAGUUCGAACUCGACCUGGAAUAUGUCGUCAAAUGCUACUCGCCCAUGCAGCUAGGAUCACCCGGCGAUCGCGCCAUGAUCCGGCUCCUUGCCGCCUCCGGAAACCCGACAUUCAUCCUGAGACUAUCUCGCCCUCCUCUCGGCAUUAACCAAGCUGGAAUUGAAGCUAUCUUUCGGGAUAAGCGACCGCGCCGUUUGGUGAAGACCUCCAUCGAAGAGCAGGAGCAAUCUCGGGCACGAUUGAAGAAGUUUGUGAAGGAGUGCCGUGCAGAAAUCAUGGCAGCAAAGGAAGCAGAGAGAAUCGCCGCUGCGCAGCUUAACGAUCCAAAGCCAACGCCAUUCGACAGCGAACCAGUGCCUCAGUCAAGAGAGACCCCCACCCCGGUGGUUCAGGUUUCUGCUUGGCCCACUGUUCCCGAGUCGGACAACGUCGCAGAAGACGUCAAGACCAAGACUACCAGCGGAUUUCUAGUCGGAGAUGAAGAAGACAGCAAAGCGAAGGAACCCGAGUCCUCAUCUGAGGAGUACGGUGAAAGCUUGGCCCAGGAACCCGAGAUCGCAUCUGUGGUUGACGACGGCGAAAGCCCGCUGUAUAUCGACACCCAAGCCCAGGAACCAGAGAUCUCGUAUGAGAAGUAUGGCGAAAGCUUCGCCGAGGAUCCCGAGUCCACAUUUGUGGAGGACGGCCACGGCCCAGUGUCCGAGUCGAGCGCCACGGUACCCGAAGCGGCCCAGGAACCUGAGACCUCUUACGAGGAGGAAGGCAACGGCCUGCUCAACAUCCACGCAGUCCAAACCGACGAACCGGAGGUCUCAUUUGAGGCUGACGAAGGUGAAGGUUUCACCGAGGAACUGGAGGUCUCAUUUGAGGCUGAUGAAGGUGAAGGCCUCACGGAGGACAAGACCUCGUAUGAGGAGGAGUUCGACGUUGAGAUGACUGACGCGGAUCCCCUUGAGGGAAUAGAACCUGGUUACCAUUACGAUACCCGCGGAUACUCCAACCCACCGGAGCCUAUCCUGCCAUUGGAAGUUGUGGCCCCACGGUCUCCUGCUGGUCAGGUACCUGGUUGCCACUACGAUACCCGCGGAUACAUGUCAUUGUCGCCUGUUGUCGAGAGUGCUCAGCCUGUUGUCGAGGCCCAGUAG